Hevea brasiliensis (rubber tree) is the source of this 1323-nucleotide messenger RNA. RefSeq names its product translocase of chloroplast 33, chloroplastic. Gene Ontology annotation, molecular function: GTP binding; protein-transporting ATPase activity. The transcript is spliced from 8 exons. Lineage: Eukaryota; Viridiplantae; Streptophyta; Magnoliopsida; Malpighiales; Euphorbiaceae. The coding region runs from base 164 to 1057 and encodes 297 amino acids. Gene Ontology annotation, cellular component: chloroplast outer membrane. Gene Ontology annotation, biological process: intracellular protein transport. The record is from RefSeq and is a predicted model, not a curated record.
GCAUCUUACAUACCUUGAGUUUAACACCGCACCAAGAAGAUCCCAACAAAAAAUUUUGGUUUGACAAGUUCAUCUGUUCUUGGAGCAGCCAGCAAACCAGAACGGCAUAUACCCUUUCCCUUCUCUUCCUUUCUGCGCAGUUGGCGAGAGAGAGCAGGCAUCAAUGGGUUCCAUUAUUCGUGAGUGGGUCGGGUUUCAGCAGUUCCCUUCUGCCACGCAAAGCAAACUCGUGGAAUUGUUUGGCAAAUUAAAGGAAGAGGGUGCAAGCACUUUGACCAUUCUUGUUAUGGGUAAAGGUGGAGUUGGAAAAUCUUCCACUGUCAAUUCUGUCAUUGGAGAGCGAGUGGUUAAUGUGAAUUCCUUCUCGUCAGAGGUGUCAAGACCUGUAAUGGUUUCACGGACCCGGUCUGGAUUCUCAUUGAACAUCAUAGACACCCCGGGCCUUGUGGAGGGUGGCUAUGUUAGUUACCAAGCUUUGGAAUUGAUUAAACGGUUUCUUUUGAACAAGACUAUAGAUGUUCUUUUGUAUGUUGACCGCUUGGAUGCAUAUAGAGUGGAUGACUUGGAUAAGCAGAUAAUAAGUGCUAUCUCUGAUAAUUUUGGGAAAGAAAUAUGGCGUAAAAGUUUGCUUGUCCUCACCCAUGCACAGCUCUGCCCACCCGAUGAUCUCAGUUAUGAUGUUUUUUCAGCUAGAAGAUCAGAGGCAGUCUUAAAGACAAUUUGUGCAGGAUCAAGGAUGAGGAAAAGAGAUUUUGAGGAUACUGCCAUGCCAGUUGGUUUGGUUGAGAACAGUGGGAGAUGCAAUAAAAAUGAGAAUGAUGAAAAGAUUCUCCCAAAUGGUGAAGCGUGGAUACCAAGCUUGGUAAAAGAAAUAAUUGGGGUUGCUACAAAUGGGAAUAAAUCCAUUGUUGUUGACAAGAGGUUGAUAGAUGGGUCUGAGUCAAAUGACAGGGGGAAGGUGUUGAUUCCCCUCAUACUUGGAGUUCAGUGGCUUAUCGUGAAAUGGAUUCAAAGAGCAAUUAAAGAUGAUAUUGCAAAGGGGGGCAAGGCCUUGUGAGCGCUGCUCAAUUUGGUUCUGAUCAAGUAUAAGUUCUUACAUGGCUCUUGGAUAUUUUCUCUUACUUCCUCUCUCCACUACUCAAUUCUUGUUUGUCAUCUGGCAUCACCUCUUGAAAAUUCAAUCUAUGAUACCUGUGCGUCCUUGUUUUGGUUUGUUAGUAACGGAAUAUUAGAGAUAACGGAUUCUUAGUCCUUCGGUUGAGUAUAUUUUUGUUUGGGAGCUUGAUCUAAUUUUCAUUUGUUGAAAUAUUUUUCUUUUUAUUA